UACAUCUUGAUUGGAAGACAACGACAACGGGAAGUAGCUGUGGCACCAAGCAAAGUUUAAGCAAAAGAGACAUCCACACCCACCCCCACAGUUACACACUUUCUCCAACAAGGCCAUACCCACCCUGGCAAAGUCACACCUCCCAAUAGUGCCACUCCCUAUGAGCUUAUGGGGGCCAAUUACAUUCAAGCUACCACACUACCGCUGGGACACACAUAAACUUACCUUCAGGCAUAGCAUAUGAAAACGUACCAGUGCAUUUUUAUUAACUAAUUAUAGUAAAGAUGGAUCAUUUCUACUCUGAAAUGUCUUAUCACAGGAAUUCAUGGAGUCCAAAUCUGAGAGCAAUGGAACAGCAGUUACUGAGUUCAUUCUUCUGGGCUUGGUAGAGUCAACAGGGCUGCAGCCAGCCAUCUUUGUGAUCUUCUUCUUUGCCUACCUGCUCACAGUUGGGGGCAACCUAAGCAUCCUGGCAGCUGUCUUGGUGGAACCCAAACUCCACACUCCCAUGUACUUCUUCCUGGGGAAUCUGUCCAUGCUGGAUGUGGGGUGCAUCAGCAUCACUGUUCCCUCAAUGUUGGGUCGUCUCUUGACCCACAAGCGUUCAGUUCCUUAUGGAGCCUGCCUCACACAGCUCUUCUUCUUCCAUCUGCUGGCUGGCGUUGACUGCUUCCUCUUGACAGCCAUGGCUUAUGACCGGUUCCUGGCCAUCUGCCGACCCCUCACCUACAGCACCCGCAUGAACCACACAGUCCAGAGGAUCUUGGUGGCCACAUCCUGGGCUUGUGCCUUCAGCAAUGCACUGACACACACUGUGGCCAUAUCCACACUCAACUUCUGUGGCCCCAAAGUGAUCAAUCACUUCUACUGUGACCUGCCCCAGCUCUUCCAGCUCUCCUGCUCCAGCACCCAGCUCAAUGAGCUGCUGCUCUUUGGUCUGGGGGUCCUCAUGGCGGGUGCACCUGUGAUUCUCAUCGUCACCUCCUACAUCCAUGUGGCAGCUGCAGUUUUGAGAAUCCGAUCUUCUGAGGGCAGGAAGAAAGCCUUCUCCACAUGUGGCUCCCACCUCACUGUGGUGGGCAUCUUCUACGGGACAGGUGUCUUCAGCUACAUGAGGCUGGGUUCAGUGGAGGCUUCAGACAAGGACAAGGGCAUUGGCAUCCUCAACACUGUCGUCAGUCCCAUGCUGAACCCACUCAUCUACAGCCUCAGGAACCCUGAUGUGCAGGCUGCCCUGAGAAGGGUCCUGACAGGAAAGUGAGACGUGGCAUGAGGCUGAGCAGGAGGGAGGAAAACACAGCAUAAACUGGGCAUGGCUGUGCGUGCCUGUAAUCCUAGCACGUGAGGAUGGAGGCAGUGGGAUGCGAAAUUCAGACAGCAACUCUGGGGGCAGCCUAUGCUGCACGGUGACCUGUUUCAA
This is a messenger RNA of Alexandromys fortis (reed vole), 1420 nucleotides long. Its product is annotated as olfactory receptor 3A1-like. Gene Ontology annotation, molecular function: olfactory receptor activity; G protein-coupled receptor activity. The coding region runs from base 326 to 1261 and encodes 311 amino acids. Gene Ontology annotation, biological process: G protein-coupled receptor signaling pathway. The record is from RefSeq and is a predicted model, not a curated record. Gene Ontology annotation, cellular component: plasma membrane. The transcript has a single exon. NCBI's taxonomy places the organism in Eukaryota, Metazoa, Chordata, Mammalia, Rodentia, Cricetidae.